UGCAUUGUGGGAUAGAAAUAUUCAAAAUUAGAAAUUUCACUGUCAAAAGUUCUAACAACGUUUUGUUUAUUUAUUAUAAAUUUAUUUUAUUGAAAAAUUGGCUGAAAAUGACUGAAGAAUUUACCGAGAUAAGGCAUAUGGUGAAGACCUUCCGUGUCUCAGAGCUGCAAGAGCUGUUGGGUUAUGCAAAUCGCUCCAAGACCGGGAGGAAGCACCAACUUAUGGGAAGAGCAUUAGACAUGCUAAAGGAUGAUCCGGGAUCGAAAGUCUGUGGAAAGAUUCGUGAACUUUACGGUAGCAGAUACCCUAGACGUUUUCCGUAUGUUCCACCUCCAUCAAACUAUUCAUCUGGACCUAAUGUGGGCGAAUCCAGUGUUGGCAGAAUGUCACUCAUGACACAACCUAACAGACCAGUACGUCCCCCAAGUUCAUCGCUCUUGCCAGUGCAUCCAGAUGUGAAAUUGCGACACCUCCCAUUUUAUGAUUUCAAAGACAUUCUUGUUCGACCUCAAUCUCUAGUUCCUCAAUGCAAAACAACAACUUAUCAAGACUCAUUCAUAAUGUUUCAUAUCUCUCCGCACCAAGUGAAUGAAAUUGUCUCAUCCAGGGAUACCAGACCAAUGUCAAAUAAUGAAUACAACGUUCAGAUACAACUGAGAUUUUGUUUACUGGAAACGAGUUGUGAACAAGACGAUAUGUAUCCUCGUGCUCCCGCGGUGAAAAUCAAUGGGAAACCCUGUCCACUUCCGGGUAUAGGACCGCGCGACAACAAGGGAGAACACAAGAAAACAGGUCGUCCUGUCGAUAUUACGUCUUUUUGUCGUCUGUCAUCAACCAUACCGAAUCACAUUCACAUCUCGUGGCAAACGGAUCCCCUUCAGAGGUUCGUUGCGACAGUUCAUCUCGUAAGAAAGGUCACGUCCAGCUGUUUGAUAAAUAGGUUAAAGGCGCGCCAACGACGAAAUCCAGAUCAUUCGAAGGCACUGAUUAAGGAAAAGUUAACGCAAGAUCCGGACAGUGAAGUUGCGACGACCAGUUUAAGAUGCUCCUUACUAUGUCCGCUUGGAAAGACUAGAAUGACCAUACCUUGCAGGUCAAAGAACUGCAAUCACCUACAAUGUUUCGACGCUGCUCUUUAUCUACAAAUGAACGAGAGAAAGAGCAGAUGGAUUUGUCCUGUCUGUGACCAAGAAGCAAGAUUUGACAACUUGAUUAUUGACGGCUUAUUCAUGGAAAUACUCGAGAAAUCUCCUCAAAGCAACGACAUCGUCUUCUUUGAAGAUGGCUCGUGGGAAGCCCUCGGGACAAGUGACCAGGCUGCAAAAAUGACCGUGAUAUCUACUCCGAAGGCUGAAAAACCGGAAGUUAUCGAGGAAGAAAAACCAAAAAGAAAACACGAUCCUCAUGUCAUUGAUCUGACCGUGAGCAGCGACGAAGAAGAUGAAUAUAAUACAGCCAAGAAACCCUCGACAUCUUCAAGGAUACCAGUCCUCAGCUCGGCGUCAUCGUCUCAUCAUUUGGGCGUGCCUGGUCAACCAUCGACUUCGUUUUAUCCCAAUUUGAUAUCAAUGGGAAGUCAACCCGACUUGGGUGCGUAUACCGACUUGCCUUUCUACACCUUAUCUGCCGAUUCGUUCCCGUUCUACGGUGUGGGUGGUAACUUGGAUCAACAAGGAGGCAUGUGCGGGCAAACAGCAGCCCAUGCCAUCAAUUUGGAUUGACUAUAUGAUCCACAAUAAGUCCUGUUGUGAACAAAUCGCAAAAAAAAUCAAAUUUUAUUUUGUACAUAUAACAUAUAUGUAUAGUAUUUAGAGCAUGUACAGACAUGAGAUAGACUUUUUGAGAGCUUUUUGUACAUGUUAAACGUUUUACAUGUUAAAUUUGUUGCUAAUUUAAAUUGUUUCUGUUGUAUGGCCCUUUUGUCCGUUUAAAAUAUGUUUUCUGCCUAUCAACAUACUUUAUUUGAGUUUAAAAUUUGUACAUAGUUAGUGUAAUGACAAUUUUUGUUCUCUGUUGCUCAUUCGUCAAAACAUACACUGA
This is a messenger RNA of Xenia sp. Carnegie-2017, 2040 nucleotides long. RefSeq names its product E3 SUMO-protein ligase PIAS2-like. Gene Ontology annotation, molecular function: transcription coregulator activity; SUMO ligase activity; zinc ion binding. Gene Ontology annotation, biological process: regulation of transcription by RNA polymerase II; protein sumoylation. Bases 108 to 1721 code for a protein of 537 amino acids. NCBI's taxonomy places the organism in Eukaryota, Metazoa, Cnidaria, Anthozoa, Malacalcyonacea, Xeniidae. The record is from RefSeq and is a predicted model, not a curated record. The transcript has 16 exons.